Messenger RNA from Perca fluviatilis (European perch), 5160 nucleotides. It is a transcript of the gene six5, whose product is annotated as SIX homeobox 5. Gene Ontology annotation, molecular function: RNA polymerase II cis-regulatory region sequence-specific DNA binding; DNA-binding transcription factor activity, RNA polymerase II-specific. Gene Ontology annotation, cellular component: transcription regulator complex; nucleus. Gene Ontology annotation, biological process: regulation of transcription by RNA polymerase II. The coding region runs from base 81 to 2921 and encodes 946 amino acids. Lineage: Eukaryota; Metazoa; Chordata; Actinopteri; Perciformes; Percidae. The record is from RefSeq and is a predicted model, not a curated record. The transcript is spliced from 3 exons.
AGGGAGGGAGGGAGAGAGAGAGAGAGAGAGAGAGGAGGAGGAACUACUGGAGAAAAAAAAAAAAAAAGUUAAAGUAAAAAAUGGCUUCCUUGUCUUUGGAGUCUACAGAACAAUCUGAGAACAGCCCAGAGGAGCCAACGGCAACGGAGUCCAAAGAAGAGAACGAUACGGUGCAAAUUUCGGAACAAUUACUCCAAAGUUUCCAAAAGUCGGCUCUGAGUUUUUCCACUGACCAAGUAGCAUGUCUCUGCGAGGCCCUUCUGCAGGCGGGCAAUGUGGAUCGCCUGUGGAGGUUUCUAUCCACCAUACCUCCUUCGUCCGAUCUGCUACGUGGCAACGAGACCCUGCUGAAGGCCCAGGCACUGGUGGCUUUCCACAGGGAAGAAUUCAAGGAGCUGUACGCCAUCCUGGAGAGCUACGACUUCCACCCGUCUAACCAUGGGUUCCUGCAGGACCUGUACCUGAAAGCCCGCUACAAGGAGGCGGAGAGGUCCCGGGGCCGCAGCCUGGGCGCAGUGGACAAGUACCGGCUCAGGAAGAAGUUCCCCCUGCCCAAAACUAUCUGGGACGGAGAGGAGACCGUCUACUGCUUCAAAGAAAAGUCCCGAAAUGCCUUGAAAGAGUGCUAUAAGAGCAACAGGUACCCCACUCCGGACGAGAAGAAAAACCUUGCCAAAGUCACCGGACUGUCCCUCACACAGGUCAGCAACUGGUUCAAGAACCGCAGGCAGAGGGACAGGACCCCGUCCGGGACCCACAGCAAAAGUGAGUCUGAUGGAAACCACAGCACUGAGGACGAGGCGAGCCCUAUGGACGACACCCCUGACAAACCAGAGGAGGCUGCUGGCUCCACAGCUUCCAUCAUCUCCCUCUCUGCCGUCCCCAGCAGUACGGGAGGCCAGCUCAUCCUCAACGGGUCCGGUGGCUUCCUCACAGCCUCUCAGCCAUUACUACUUAAUGGAAAUUCCCUGAUCUCCAGUACCGGUGCUGGUGUCAUAAUUAAUGGGCUAAGCUUAGGAGAUUGCCAGACAGUCACACUGAGUCCUGUUGCAACCAACUCUCCUUUAAUACUGAACGGGGCUCAGGUAAUAACCAAACCUAGUAUCAGUGUGCAGCAGCAAGCAGUUUCUAUGGCACAGCAGGAGGUUUCGGCCAUGGAGGCCAAGCCGAGCAGUCUUCCAGCAGUUGUUUUUAGUACUAACACCACACCCGUCUCGUACCCUCCAUCAAUCAUCUCUCUUCCUCUACAAACUAAAACCGAGAGCGACAAUGCAAUGGAUUUCAUCGGUGUCCCUGAAUCGGAGGGCAGCAUUCAGACAGUAUCUUCCUCUUCUUCAUCUUUAUCUCCCUCCUCACCAACUCUGUCCUUCCCAACCAGGCUCCCCUCACUAGUCUUAACACAAAACACCCAACGCCACGAGUCUCUCACUCUCCCGACCUCUAUGUCGUCAGGAGGCAUGGUAUUCUCCAGUUCUGCUGUGCCUCUCUCCAGUCAGCAAGGGGAGUAUGUUUUCUUAGCCUCUGCUAGCUCCCACUUAAACCCUUCUAGCUCUGUGGUUUCCUCCAGCAGCUCCACCCCUCAGGUCUUCUCUCUGCCACAGGUUGUGCCUUCCAUCCAGGGCAUACCAGUAUCCCAGCUGGUCCAGCACUCUUCAGGGGCCCAGGUUUCCCAAUGCCCCCAGUUGGUCCCAGUAUCCCCCCUCACCUCGCCAUCUCCCCAGUUCCAAGACCAGACUGUGAACACAAGCAACAGACUGGUGCAACAGCAGCAGGAAGCUUCAACAACUUUGCCUGAAGGGGCCACAACCAUAGUUUCUAUCUCACAGCUUAACAACAAUCAGCUCGCACAGCGAACGGUACACCAGCUGGGGGACCAAAGCACAAACUCCUCACCCAGCAAAAUCCAAGUCCCACAAGUUAUUUCCAUCUCUUCCCCGACACAAGUAGUCCCAGUCCCCCAGGCCAAAGGCACCACAGCAGCACAGUUAGUCCCCCUCUCCAUGCCUCAGCUGGUCCCAGUCUCGCCCAUCCAAACUUCUACCACCAUCUCUUUCCCCCAAGUGGUACCUGCCAGUCCUCUCUCCAUCCCCUCUGCUGGAGUGCCCUUCCAGAUCCUGACUUCAGCUCCUGCAGGGGUCGCACAGGGUCCUCUCAGGAUAAACCAGCUGAGGCCCAUUCAGAGUGUGGGUCCCCCAACCAGCAUGGCCCCUGGUGUGCAGCUCCUCAACUCUGGGAUCAUUCAGCUGCCCUCUGCUCCUUCAGGUAACCUUCUCCUCGGUGGAAGCCCCUACCUGAGUGUCCAGCAAGGCAAGCUGAUUCUGACCAUCCCAGCAGGCAUCCAACUAGCCAGGUUGCCGCUGAAACCAGUCCCCGAGGCUUCACCCAUCUCUCUAAAUGGAUUGAGUCAUGUUCUCACCCCCUUCACCCCUCCUGUUGUCUCAACCACCUCAGGCCCGACCCCCAGUGGCCUCACAUCAUCUCCCCUAAACUUCAUCAACUCGUCUCCACCGUACUGUGCUCCAGAGACUGGGACACCUGCCGCCCCUUCCCCUCAUGCGCCGGACCAUCCAGUCACCCCUACCACGCCAAACACUUUGACUCCAGAGAGUAUGCUUACCCUCAGUCCUAUGUACAGUGGGGCGACACCCAACAUCCAGUUGCCCCAACCAGCCUGGAGCCCUGUGCCCCUCUCCACUUCAGCUAGUCUAACUCUGUUUGAUGUCCGCGGCAAGGGGGACCUACCUGUAGACCCGGCUUUGUUAGGCCUACCUGGAGGAGAGUCGCUGCUUCUGGGAAGCCCUUCGCCAGAGCAGGACGUGGAAGCCAACUCGGCACUGAGGAAUCCAGAGGAGAUGGAUGGGGACUCCAAGAUUCUUACUCAGCUCCAGUCUGUCCCUGUGGAUGAUGACCUGGGCUUGUAGUUUGUUUACCUUGCUGGUCGGCAACCCAGUGUCUCUAAAAACAGAAAAGAUUAAACAAACAGUAGGUUGCGGUCUCUGCUGUCUGAAAGAUUGUAUUCCACAUUGUCAAUCCUCCUAAGAGCCAAAUGUUUUUUUUUUUUUUUUUUACAGUCAGUUCAGGUUCUGACUUGUACAGCAAUGAAGCUCUCUCAGUAGGGCCUCAUACCAUCAUGUUCUUAGCUGACACUUUGGAGAUAAAUCCUCUGCAGCUCUAUUUCACAUGGAUGGGCAGAGUUAUAUGGGAUCUUCACAAGCGUCUCAAAGUUUUUUCCUCAAAUCCGUAUUUGCCCUCUCCGUUUUAUCAGAUGCAGACAAAAGAACUUACUCCGCUUAGUCUGCUUGGCCCAGUUACAGGUCCUGGUGUUUAAAAAGAAAAGACUAUAUUAUGCAAGGCGUUAUGGCUUUGUCUAUUCUCUCAGCUCUUCUUUGCAGUGGACUACAGACCAAGUUCAGCUGCACUUGGAAAAGAUGUCUGGGGUUUUUGCUGGCUGUAGGAGUAGCUUGUUGUGGAUCCACCGCAGUAACUAUCCACCGGACUAUCUGGCAAAGGCAUACAUCUAGAAAUAGCUGAGGUUUGCCUACCUGCCCAGAACUCUGAGAUUCAGGAUGUAUUCUACCAACACUCCAGGAAUAUAGUAAAGAUUGUAUUCUUCACUAACAGAACCCAGUUAAGUUUUAUGUGAAACCAUUAUUGCAUCAUAGCUUCAAGGGCUAUACAGCAGUAUUUUAUUUCUUUUAAGUUACUGAAGUCUGGGCUGAAACAUGCUGCCAAACUGUGUUUAUCAGUCUUUUAUCAGUUUUAAAUGACUUUCUGCACUUUUUAAGUGCGAAUGAUGCCCUCCAUUAAUAAAACUAUAACACAGGAAAUAAAAGGGUAAUAUACUCUAUGCAAUGCAUGUUUAGUUCUUUAUAGGACACUAUGUGGCACAAUGACUGAGUUAAAAAGCCAGUACACUUGGGAGAUGAGAAAAAAGCUUUUAAAUACUGAGAUUUUUAAAUGAAGCAUGACACUAAAAUGUUUGCUGUGAUCCAAAAAUCUCCGUUUGUCGAUAUUGAUAAGUGCCUUAUAUUAAAUCUUACAGGUUUGAUGUUUUGAAAAAAAAUGUUUUGACUUUCUACACAGUUUUAUAAGUGCUAUACACCCCAACCAAAUGUUGGGAUUCAAUUUAUGGACUUUUAUGAAUACCCACAUUUCUGUCUGUUUGAUCUCCAAUGAAAUAUAAUGUGACACAUUUGGUUGCAUGGUCAUGGCUCAAUCUCCUCUAUUUGUAUAUUUUGCACCUUUCAUUUACACAAUGUUUACGCUGCGCUGCCGUGUUGUUAUGACAGUGGUUCAACUCAUAUUCUGUUGUGAAAUGUCCUAUCCUUUAUUAAUUGGACAUUAAUAAUCCCCAGAAACAGAUACUGAUACCGAUUGCCUGAUGAAAUCUGUCAUAAAUUGAUAGAACAGCUCCUUCAGUUAAAACCUAAAAAUGCUCCUCAUUGUACGGUCAUGUCAUAACACAGGUAGCGGUCAAACCUUUGGUCAAUUAUGGUACAUCGCAUCUAGUUACAAUAAUGGCCUUUGUGUUUCUUAUUUUAAAAGUAUGUUGUUUGUCUUUUUUGUACAUUUAAUCUAUUUAAAGCAUGUAUCAAUCAGUAAGAAAAUGAAUCCUUGUGGAAAAACGCAUACAGAAAAUGAUAUUCAUUUUCACUUGGAAGGUCACAUUGUUGUGUAAGUUUUACAAUCUUAGACUACAGUUAUUAAAUCGAUUUUAGUUUUUGAUUUUCAAAUCCAGUAGGUCACCCCGUUAAUAAAUGUUAAGAUCAUUUUUUUCCCCAGUGGCCUUUGGGUUGGUAGAUUAUUUGUCCAAGGUAUCUUGGACAAAUCAAUUUUAGUCUGAAUUUUACUGACAUUUUAAACUAGUAGUUAGGGGUAAAGGGAAAUUUGUCCAAUAUGUAAAAUCUAGUAGCCUGUGUUUGAUUAUAUGAGCCAUUUCUUACCAAAGUAUAUAGACAUUAAAGCCUCUGUGGGCUUAUGCACAUUUGUACCCCUGUUUGUUUGUAGCCCGGGAUAGGUUUUUACUCUCCUACCUGACACAUAUGACUCCAGAUUUAACCAAAGAUAAUGUAUUUUGAUCAACUUUUUGAUAGUUGUGAAAGGGAUCGUUUGUGUCUGUCAUUCAAUGUUCUUGUUUUCUCAUUUUUUUUUUGUAUUCAA